AAAACAAAAAAGGGGAACAUAUAGCUUAACGGUGCGCUCUCCCUCAGGCCUCACCGCCAUUGUAUUGGUUUCUGAUUAGCGCGAGCGCCCUCCUUCAUUUCGUUGCUCAGGCCUGCCCCUUUCCUUACUUUGAUCAAUUGGGCAAGGGUUUGGCCAAGUAAAACCUUCUUCCUCAAAUCAACAAUGGCGGACGACGAUUACAAUGAGAUGGAUAUGGGAUACGAGGAUGAGCCACCAGAACCUGAGGUUGAAGAAGGUGUAGAGGAAGAUGUGGAAAACGAUAACAAUGAUGAGACUCCUGGAGAUGCCGUUGAAACGGAGGAUAAAGAAGAACAGGAACCAGUUGAAAAACCUCGUAAAACUUCCAAAUUUAUGACCAAAUAUGAGCGAGCCAGAAUCUUAGGUACACGUGCUGUGCAGAUCAGCAUGAAUGCACCUGUAAUGGUUGAGUUGGAGGGUGAGACUGACCCACUUGAAAUUGCUAUGAAGGAACUGCGUGAGCGAAAGAUUCCCUUUACCAUACGCCGCUACCUGCCUGACGGAAGUUACGAGGACUGGGGAGUCGAUGAAUUGAUUGUGGAAGACUCAUGGAAGAGGCAAGUUGGCGGUGAUUAGACUGUUCUGAUUAUUAGGAAUGUUCUGUCUCAUGGAAGAGGCACGUGGGUGAUGAUCGAGAUGUUUCUCAUUUGGUCAGAGAAAAAUGAUCUUGCAAUAUGUAGACUUGUCUCUAAGCUUUGUAUGACAUGGAUGUGAACUUUUUGAUGUGGACCUUAGAAAAGACUUCAUCAAAAAUUGUUGAAUUGUUUUACUAGUUUUAUGCAUAUAUGAUUUAUAUGAGAUUCAAAAACA
This is a messenger RNA of Ziziphus jujuba (common jujube), 849 nucleotides long. Its product is annotated as DNA-directed RNA polymerases II, IV and V subunit 6A. The coding region runs from base 184 to 615 and encodes 143 amino acids. Gene Ontology annotation, molecular function: DNA binding; DNA-directed RNA polymerase activity. Gene Ontology annotation, cellular component: RNA polymerase II, core complex; nucleus; RNA polymerase III complex. The record is from RefSeq and is a predicted model, not a curated record. The transcript is spliced from 6 exons. NCBI's taxonomy places the organism in Eukaryota, Viridiplantae, Streptophyta, Magnoliopsida, Rosales, Rhamnaceae. Gene Ontology annotation, biological process: DNA-templated transcription.